Gossypium raimondii (Peruvian cotton) is the source of this 2370-nucleotide messenger RNA. RefSeq lists its product as uncharacterized. Lineage: Eukaryota; Viridiplantae; Streptophyta; Magnoliopsida; Malvales; Malvaceae. The record is from RefSeq and is a predicted model, not a curated record. The transcript is spliced from 4 exons. The coding region runs from base 453 to 2033 and encodes 526 amino acids.
UACUCCCCCCUUGUAAUCAACGAGGGCAACCCACCUGGAACUUUCUUUUCAAAUAAUCGUCAACCCAAAAUUUGUACUUGUCUCCCUUUGGUAAUUUCCCCUUCAUCUUCUUCCUUCUAUCUCCUGCACCUUUCCUAAUCUUGCUUACUAAGGAACUAAUAUAAUUUAUUCAACUACUUUAAUACUUACAAGAAACAUCAAACAAAACAACCUUUUCCCCUUUAUUAUUUUACAGACACCCAAAAUUUAGAAUAAUCAAAUCCCCAUUCGAUUCUGGAAAAAAAUGAAAAUUAUGCUGCUUCCGCCUUUUCCCAGUUGAAAACAUGAGGAACCCGGUUCAAGUCUCUUCCUAAGAAAAAAAUAAACGGCUUAUCUCCCCUAUAUACAUAGUACUAACCAUUUUCAAUUUAAAAAAGCCCCUUUUUUUCCGUUGAGAUUGGUGUUGUUCGCACAUGGAGAUUUUUACAAAAGCCAAGGCUGUGAAACUCAGGGGUCACCUUGAGAAAUACUUAGUGGCCGACGAUGAUCAAGAAGCCGUGCGCCAAAGUCGAAACAGCUCAGGCAAAAGAGCUAGAUGGUUCGUGGAGCUUGUUCAUGAUAAACCGAACGUGGUCCGCCUCAGAAGCUGCCAUGGAAAGUACUUAGCAGCCACUGAUAUACCCUUUCUUUUAGGCAUGACGGGUAACAAGGUGCUGCAAACGGUACCCGAUAAGAUGGAUUGGAAACUCCAGUGGGAGCCUAUAAGAGACGGCUUCCAAAUCAAGUUGAAGACCUGGUGCGGUAAAUUUUUGCGUGCCAAUGGGGGGACCCCGCCUUGGAGGAACUCCAUCACUCACGAUGAGCCUCAUACUGGAGCGACGCAGAGAUGGAUAUUAUGGGACGUGGAGGCGGUUCAGGUUCCAGAGUCGGACUCGGUAUUGGAGUAUAUAUCGUCAGUUUCGAGCUUUUCUUCGGUGUCCGAUGACGUUUUGGAGGCUUUGAGCGAUGAUGUUUUAGGGUCAGGCCCACAAUCCCCGAUCUCAGUCGUCUCCUCCGUCAAGUCUCCGAGGUUUUCAGUGUUUUCAACCGGGUCAGCCAAAUUGUCACCCAAACAGGUAAACUCUAACAAAUAUCAGGCGGGGAUGGAUUUGUUCCUCAACGCCAAAGCGGUGCGCCUACGUGGUCACCAUGACAAGUAUCUCGUCGCCGAGGAAGACGAAGAAUCCGUUUCUCAAGACCGAAACGGAUCCUCCAAAAGCGCUCGAUGGACCGUCGAAUUCGUACCCGGGUCAGAAAACAUCAUCCGCUUAAAAAGCUUUUACAACAAGUAUCUCACCGCCUCCAACCAGCCCUUUUUACUUGGGAUGACUGGUCGAAAGGUGAUUCAGUCGCUGCCUAGGAGGCUCGACUCGUCGGUCGAGUGGGAACCCAUUAAAGUAGGAUCUCAGGCAAAGCUCAAGACUCGUUACGGUAACUUUUUGAGAGCCAAUGGAGGGUUACCGCCUUGGAGGAACUCGGUCACCCACGAUAUUCCUCAUAGGACGGCUACUCAAGAUUGGGUGUUGUGGGAUGUGGAUAUUGUGGAGAUUCAAGUCCAGUCUCCAGGGAGUGGUCUACGGCCCUCGGCCCCUCCUGCUGUUCCUCACGGUGAUUCCUUGAACUUCGAACCUACUUCACCUUCUGCAGUUUCUGCCAAUUCUGGACACUUUUCAAGACAAGAGUCAAGUGAUUCAUAUGUGGGUUCAUCACCUCCAAAAUCCGAAGGUAGGACAAUAUACUACCAUGUAGCGGAUGAAAAUGGUGAGGUUGAUGAUGAGGCAGUAGAGGGGUACUCUUUUAGUUUUAAGGGCAAUGGAGUGGAUGAACUAACUCAUAAAUUGAAGGAAGAGACGGGCCUUGAAGAUGUUGUGGUGUGCACUCGCAGUCCUUUGAAUGGGAAGCUAUUUCCUCUCCGAUUGCAGCUUCCUCCUAAUAACUCCGACAUGCAUGUCGUUGUAGUUCCAUUAGCCUCCAAAGUGGGAAGAAAUUUUGCGAAACAAGGAAUUAAUAUGUGAGAGCUCCAUGGAAGGAAUGUAAUAGAUAUUAUGGCGACAUAACAUGCCUUGUACAUUCUACUCAUCAAGUCUUUCUUAUACUAGAUUUAAGUAUUCAAUGAGUCGGCAACAUCCCAUUGCGUUUUUCAGCUAUAAGUUGGGUAAAAGUCCAGUGGAGAGUGUAAUGUUCCUGCUAUGGCAGAGAUUGAUUAUAUUGUGUAGAAUAUUGACGUGGAUACAUGCUUUUUAUUUAUUUAUUUAUUAAGCGCUUCAAUAAUUGGGUUUUGAUGUAUAAAGAUUGUAACAAAACUUAUUUCAAGUCCAAGAUAUACAUCAUCUUAUUGCUUUGCCUCUUCAA